GUGAGUGAGGCAUUUACUUUUGGUUCAUCUUAAAACAACAUGCUGCUUAUCUUUUCUCUUCUGUUGGUUUUGUGUGAGCGCACAGCGUUACAAUCCUGGGUUACAACAAACUCUGUGUAUUUCACAGAUGCUCCUACAACAACAGCGGCUCCUGAAGAAAAGCUCUCUCUACAGCUGGUGGCCAUACCAGACUACCCAGUUGCAGCAGGUCAAAGAGUCAACCUACACUGCAAUGCUUUCACCAUGCCAGACUCUGUCAAGUUGUCCUGGCAUCGCCUUGAAAAUCAGACUUGGCAAGAAGUGGCAAAUGGUGGGGAUCUGACCCUUACCAAGCCAGAGCAGAGCGGGCUUUACUGCUGCCGUGCCGAGAACCAGUUAUCUCAAAACCACACAGUCUACAUCAUCUCUAUGCAUACGACAGUCGGGGAGUAUUUAGGAAUAGCUGCCUUUGUCAUUUCUCUUCUGGCCUUGAUCAUCAACUUUGCUAUUCUUUUCUGGCUGGGCUGGCACAGACUUGGUGCCGCAUCGACCACCUCCAACAUUGCAGCUAAAGGUUUUCCUGGACCAGAAAAGUCACCAAAGGGAGGUUUGCCACACACUGAAAGUGACGGAGAUGUGUACAUAAAUUACACAAACAACCGCCAAGCCUACACAGAUCUGGACCCCACCAAUGUGACUACGGACAAUGUGUACUCAAGUCUAUGA
Molecule: messenger RNA, 705 nt
Organism: Anoplopoma fimbria (sablefish)
Lineage: Eukaryota; Metazoa; Chordata; Actinopteri; Perciformes; Anoplopomatidae
Exons: 6
Coding region: 40-705 (221 amino acids)
Source: RefSeq, a predicted model, not a curated record